Molecule: messenger RNA, 6716 nt
Organism: Xiphophorus maculatus (southern platyfish)
Lineage: Eukaryota; Metazoa; Chordata; Actinopteri; Cyprinodontiformes; Poeciliidae
Gene: ptgfrnb
Product: prostaglandin F2 receptor inhibitor
Exons: 15
Coding region: 347-3004 (885 amino acids)
Source: RefSeq, a predicted model, not a curated record
CCCUCCUUCCCAAUCAGCCUUAGUCAGUCUGUGGAUGUGUCCGCGUCGCUCCCACGCUAUUAAAAGCAGCUCAGUCAUGUCAGCGUGUGGAGAAUCGUGGGAACGCUCUCGCCGGGUCUUCAUUUCUUUGGAUUAGGAUACGCCGGGUGUGCGCUCGUUUUCUGGGCUUUUUUUUUGCGGCUUCGCUCGGGGUGUGUGCGGAGCGCAGCGGACAGACCGCCAAGAGUUUCAUUAGGGUUUGACCCUCCAUCUACGGGAGGGCUGUUUUUUCUUGUCCCAGCACAGGACAAAGGACGUGGGGAAAUUAAGGACUAAAGGGGGACAGCAGAGUAGGAGAGUGGUGACCAUGGAAGCCGGUUUCCUUGCACUCGCCUUUGGUCUUUUACUAAUCGGUGGAUGCUCGGCCCGUGUGGUGACGGUGUCUCCUGGUCCGUUAAUCAGGGUGGAAGGUCAGCCGGUCUCCAUCAGGUGUGACGUCAACGACUAUGAAGGACCUAGUGAGCAGGAUUUCGAUUGGGAGAUGUCCAGGGACAUAACCGGGCCAAAGACUCGAAUCAUCUCCACCUUCGAACCCGGCUUCUCGGACCCUUUGUUCAGCAGGCGUGUCGCGUCCGGUGACGUCUCGGUGGUGCGUCUCCAGGACAACGAGGUGGAGCUAAAGAUCGGCGAGGUGAAGCUGACGGACGCCGGUUUCUACCUCUGCCGAACGCCGAGUACCGACACGAUCACCAGCGGCAACUACAACGCUCAGGUCCAGCUCAGGGUUAUCCCCAACACCCUCAAGGUGACCCCCCAGACGCCGCCCCCGGUCGUCCAAGAGGGACUCGACCUCACGCUUUCCUGCAACGCCACGCGAGAACUGACCUUCCCUUCCCUGACCUACCUGUCCAUCGCCUGGUUGGUGAAAACCGGCGGCGGCUCUGAGGAAAUCCUCACGUUUGGCCCCCAGGGAGACGUCGUCACGGGUCCGAGGUUCACUCGCCGCUACCUCGACGGGGACCUCCGGCUGGCUCCCGGCAGGAACGGCGCGUUCGAGCUGGUGAUUUCCAGGGUCACCGCGUCCGACGAAGGGACGUACGCGUGCACGGGGUCUGAAUGGACACGUGAAAGCGGAGGGAAGUGGACGAAGAUUGUGGAAAGCUCCAAAGAGAUGGGGGCCGUUUCCGUCACUCCUACAAAUCGUUCCCUCAAUGUGAAAGCUUCAUCUUCGCCUUCCUCGCAAUCCUCCACUUCACUGCUGCUGUCUCCCGGCAACACGCUGACCCUCCUCUGCCGCGUCUCCGCCGACAACCUGCGCGCCCUCUCCCUGGAGGUGACCUGGCUGGCCGACGAUCGCGAAAUCAUCACCGUGAACCACAGCGGCGUGGUGAGCGCCAGCGCGGUCUCGAAAGGAGGCGAGGCGAGCCUGGAGAAGACCGGAGACGGCGACUACAGGUUGGCGGUCAGGGGCGUGAGCGGCAGGGACGGCGGGAUCUAUACCUGCCGGGUUCAAGCCUUUAUCGAGGAAGGACGCAUCACAGGAGGAGGAUCAGGGCGGUGGCACAAGGUGGCGGAGAAGACCUCCAACCCCGUGACUGUGAAGGUCUCCGAAAUCAAGCCGAACUUCACGCUGACCCUGGAAGCUGCCACGAAGCCCCAGAAGACAGGCGAGCCCAUAGAGCUCUCCUGUGACGUGACCAACAUCUUCCAGCUACCACCAGGGGGCAGACUGGGUGUCAGAUGGGAGCACAUCGGUCUUCCUGAAAAGGGGGCAAACGCUCCGUCCCCAAAGCUCAUUGGCUCCUUGGACGCCUACGGCAACCUGGAGUCGAAUUCGGCGUACAAAGACAGGCUGGACAGUGGAGUGUUGGGUCUGAGCAGAGCCCGACCCAACACGUUCAAACUGCGGUUUCUCCGCACACAGAAGAUCGACAUGGGCCAGUAUGUGUGCUCCGUCUCUGCCUGGAGCGUUAGCAGCCAGGGGGAGAUGGUGCAGGCCGUCGAGUACAAAAGCUCGCCGCUGACCGUACGGUGGGACACCAAGACCCCCACUCUCAACGUCGCGGCCAAAACCAUUCGUCAGGUCUCUGUGGGCGGGGCUACCUUUGAGAUGAGCUGCUCCGCCGUCACCGAGAACAUCGGGGACUGGAUCGGCUUCGCCGUGUACAUCCAAUCACAGGACGGCAUAAAAGGCGGCGUCAAAACCAUCAUGUCCCUCAGCCCCGACAACGUGGUGCAGAUCACCGACCCAGCUAGGAGCGACAACCUGGUUCUUUCCAAAACCGGCUCGGGAGAGUUCCGCUUCCGCCUGGAGGGCGUCCAGGUGUCCGACACAGGUUACUACUGGUGCAACGUCACAGCUUUCACCAAACAGCAGCCCGAUCAGUCCUGGACCACCGCCGCCACGUCGGAGUCCAACAAAGUCAACAUCUUCAUUAAAGAAGACGGGCUGACGUUCUCCGUCAAAAUCCACUCCGACGCCAGCAGCGUUUAUCCGUGGGAAAUGGCCAAGAUGGAGUGCUCUGUCGGCGUCUCCGGAUCCUUGCCAAAAAGUGAGGAGCUGGCGUACGAGGUCAGGUGGUUUUUCACCCGGCUGCGCGGCGAGCAGACCACGAGUCCGGUGGUCGGCAUGGACCGCUUCGGCGUCGUGACCAAGUCCAACCGCAACUCGUCCAGCGACGUCUCCAUAGAGCGCAAGGACGCCAACACCUACGCGCUCAACAUUUUCAGAACUCAGGACAGUGACAGCGGUGAGUACCACUGCAUGGUGACUCCGUGGUACAAGUCGGCCUCAUCAGGACUAUGGACUCAGUAUAAAGAUUAUACCUCUGGCAAAGUCUUCCUCUCCGUCAAAUUUGCAGUAUGGGACUCCUUAAAGCUACCUCUCCUAUACGGUGCAUCAGCCUCUCUGGGUGUGGGCGUCUUCUCUCUGCUCCUGGGUCUGAUUUGCGCCCGGUGCUGCUGCCGCAACACGGCGCACACUCCCCGCUCGCGCAGCAAGCUGAUGGACCUCGAGAUGGACUGACAAACACUUUCCCCUGCGCCCGCGCACUGCAGCGCCCACAAGAAGCACCACGCGCAAAACAGACACACUCCCGUCGACGACUUCUGGGACACGCACCUGUUUGCCGCCGACGGGCGCUGGGAGUGAGUCCGUCGUUUCGGGAGCCUGACCGACCGAUCACAGUGCUUAUAUUUUUGAAAUAAAAUGAAAUCUAAUAAAGGUGCUUUUUGUGGGGGGAACUUCUCGGCUCUGCAGUGGAGGCGCAGGGGAUUUUCACGCUCGCUCGAUGGAGAAAUAGCCUUUCAGACUUCUGCUUCGUUUUUGAAUACGUUUUUGUUUUCCCAAUAGGAUUUCUAUCCGUUUUGAGAAACUCUGACAAAGCCGGAGCUUCUGAGAUGUCACUGCCCGCUGUGACUAGAGGACCUCUACACAGAUCUGCUGCCUGUCUAACCACUAGGAAUAACAACAACAAAAAAAAGAAGCGCUCAGGCUGGAUUACUUUCUUUUUCACUGCUUUUUUUUUUCAGAUGCCAAGGCUAAUCGCAAAAAGAAAAGUACAACCUUUUCUUUUUAUUUAUUUGUUUUUAAUUGCGGGUGAACAGCGAAAAAGUCCGAAGCUGGAUUAAUCGAACCUGGAUUUGUCCGAUUUUUUUUUUUUCUUCAUCUUGAAGCCCGAGCCUUCCUUCUGCCAUAGAGGAGUUUGUGGAGUAAACAUGAAAAUAAAAAAUGUGCUUCAUGUUUCCAAAUGAGAGGCGUUGCACUACCAUCCCAGAGUGAUCCUAUUUUAACAAAAAAGGAAAAUAACUAACUUUAUUGUCAGGACUUUCUUUUUUUCUUUUCUUCGUCAUCUUUUGAAAAUUGAGAGAUUUUAAAGUGACAUUAAAGAGACAUUUUUAAGCUUUACAAAAAGAUAUGCAGUCGGUGUGUUUGUGUGUGAGAUAUACUGUACACAGUGCCAAUAUUUGUGGAGUGUGCUUAGUUCAGAUUACCGGACCGACACUUGAACAGUCGCUACUGGCGGCAGCGGAAAACACUCCUCUUUUAUAAGUAUUCAGAAAUGUAUCCAGAUGUUAUUUUUGCCUGAGUCUUGUGUGUGUUUUGUACAGUGUGUGAGUGCUGUGCGACAAAGGGUUGCAUGUACUGUUUAGUAACAGUAUGAUGUUUGUCAUGAGCAACAUAAAUCUUUCUCCUUCCCCCACUAAAAGCCUGCUGCUUUCGAAUUUUAAAAACUGGCUGCUGAAAAUGCUAGCCAGCGUGAGCACAUGAUGCUAAUUCAUUAUGAUACAAGAAACUCAGUUGCUUUUUUUUUUAUUAUUUGCAUUAACCAUAGUUCAUAAUUUUGCGUGUCCAUGAGUCUCACAUGUUUUAAUUUUUUUAAAUAUUUUUUUAAAAAUGUGCUUAGCUUGGAUUUGUUUAGCAUAAAGACGAAAAGCAGGGAGACGGCUAAAUUUGCUUGCUAACAUAAAUCAUAUGGACAACCUAUUUUUGUUAAGUGACUAUAAAACAGCUUUUGGCCACUAUAUGAACCCCAAUUUUUAUCAUUUUGGUAACGCAUAUGAAACUGUGAAAGUUUUGCUUUCCAAAACUAUAACUUUUUACCUCAACUAGUAGUUAGCCUAAUGAAAUUAUGCUAGGUUCUAUCCCACAUCGAGCUGGAUUUUAUGCAACUUUUAAGAAGGUCUAUGGUUCAACUCAAACUAGGCUUUAUCGCUGUUUAAGCUAGGCUUCAUCUUACUUCAAGCUGUUGCCUGUGGGUCUGUCAAAAUUCAGGGGCUACAUUUGAAGGUUGAUUAUGUCACAACAAUAUCCAAAUUCAGAGGCCUCUCCAAAUGGGCCCCACAAAAAAGUUUUUUUUCUGCAGAGUUGAAGGACAGAUACCACUUCAGGCUGUGUAUCAGGAUGGGUUGUUUCCCACUUCAAGCUAGGCUAUAACCUGCUUCAAGCUAGGCUAUAACCUGCGUCAAGCUAGGCUAUAACCUGCUUCAAGCUAGGCUAUAACCUGCGUCAAGCUAGGCUAUAACCUGCUUCAAGCUAGGCUAUAACCUGUUUCAAGAUUGGCUAUAACCUGCUUCAAGAUGGGCUAUAACCUGCGUCAAGCUAGGCUAUAACCUGCUUCAGGCUAGGCUAUAACCUGCUUCAGGCUAGGCUAUAACCUGUUUCAAGAUUGGCUAUAACCUGCUUCAAGCUAGGCUAUAACCUGCGUCAAGCUAGGCUAUAACCUGCUUCAAGCUAGGCUAUAACCUGCUUCAAGCUAGGCUAUAACCUGUUUCAAGAUUGGCUAUAACCUGCUUCAAGAUGGGCUAUAACCUGCUUCAGGCUAGGCUAUAACCUGCUUCAGGCUAGGCUAUAACCUGCUUCAAGCUAGGCUAUAACCUGCUUCAAGCUAGGCUAUAACCUGCUUCAGGCUAGGCUAUAACCUGCUUCAGGCUAGGCUAUAACCUGCUUCAAGCUAGGCUAUAACCUGCUUCAAGCUAGGCUAUAACCUGUUUCAAGAUUGGCUAUAACCUGCUUCAAGAUGGGCUAUAACCUGCUUCAGGCUAGGCUAUAACCUGCUUCAGGCUAGGCUAUAACCUGCUUCAAGCUAGGCUAUAACCUGCUUCAAGCUAGGCUAUAACCUGCUUCAGGCUAGGCUAUAACCUGCUUCAGGCUAGGCUAUAACCUGCUUCAGGCUAGGCUAUAACCUGCUUCAAGAUUGGCUAUAACCUGCUUCAAGCUAGGCUAUAACCUGCUUCAGGCUAGGCUAUAACCUGCUUCAAGCUAGGCUAUAACCUGCUUCAAGCUGGGCUAUAACCUGCUUCAAGCUAGGCUAUAACCUGCUUCAUGAUGGGCUAUAACCUGCUUCAAGAUGGGCUAUAACCUGCUUCAGGCUAGGCUAUAACCUACUUCAAGCUAGGCUAUAACCUGCUUCAAGCUAGGCUGUAUCCUACUCCAAGCUAGGAUGUGUAAGGCUAUGUUAUGUCCUGUCCAAAAUAUCCUGUUAUAUACAAUAUAUACAAAAUAUACAUCUGUCCAAAAUCGCAUACAUAUAUUCAGUUUUGUUAAAUUCUUCACUGAUGGUUGUUAGCUGAAAUGCUAGCCAGAAAACAUUUGGAAAAUGUAACCUCUAAUAUUUCCUUAAAUUAUUUCAUAUGUUUAGCUUCUUCUCAUGGUUUGCUCUAUACCAAGCUAGCCGUGUCAUUGAUAUUUAUGUUGCAGAUUUUCUUUCAGAUAAAAAUUUUAAAAGUAGAAUCAUAAAAUUUGGCAUAAUUUCAAAAGAUUAUUCAUGUAGUAUAAAACCUAAGAAAUGUCUGCAUUAAAUUCAUCAUUUUUGACGUGGACUUGGUGUAAGGUUGUGCUGAACAUCCAUAAACCCUAACAAUAAUUUGUAAGGAAAGCAAAUUAUGCUUAAUUAUAGCUAAAUAUCUAAUGUAAUAGCUUAAGAUUAAUUAGGAUGUGUUUACUUGGAGAAACAACCAAAUAUAACAUAUUGCUGUUAAUUUUACAAGUCUGUCAAAAUACAAAUUGGCACUGGAAGUAAAACGUAUAAAGAAAUUGACUUAAUGACAGAAUUAGGCAGCAAAUUUCAACUUUUAAUAAACUAAUAAGUAGAGAAGUUAGCUUAGUCGUGGGGGAAAAAAACCACACCCAAAAUGUCUUAGUAAUAUUUAGUAAAUUUGUGAAAGGAUUUUUUUUUUUGUAUUUUCCAAAUUUACAUAAAAUGAUUAAACGUAUAGAAUAAAUUCAUUACCUUGAA